UUCGUCUUCACCUAUUUCAAAAGCAAACUCCCAAUGAAAUUCUAAUUUGUAUCAAAAUAAAUUUGAAAAGAAACAUUGUACAUUGCACAUGCGUACUUGACCUUGAAAGUAUACACUGGGGGCGGGCAUUGAUAGGUGAGCUUAUAGUGUAUAGCAUCAAAAUAAAGAUUAAAAGUUGCUUUACAAUAGGUUUCGAUUGGAUCUGUCCACACGAAUCAUAGGAAUUCGUCCCUGUGGAGACAAUUUUACAUUCAGGGUCUUUAAGGGGUUAUAACCCCUACUCACCUCUCAUUCAGUACUCGAAUUAGUGUUAACCAAAUAAGAGCAAAAUGGAUCCGGCUAAAAUGAGAAACUUUAGACCUGCUAACACCUUCCGGGCUAUGGGAGUUGCCACUGUUAUCUCCACCGCAAUAACGGGGGCAUAUCUGUACUACUACAUUAAGAAAGAAGUUGCACCGAUCAAGAAUUUUUACAGCACUUAUAAUCCUGAACAAGAAUGGAAAGUCUUGUUAAAAUCUGGCAUACUGAAGACUGUCGAUAAAGAUGGAAAUUUCAUUGAUCUAUCAGACUGAAACGGCAUCUUAUUUUACUGAUGUAUCUAGUAUCCAUAGAAUUUAUUGUUUACACAAAGUUUGAUAGCAAAUGAAUACACUGAAUGCAUAUAGCACUUUAAUUCUUUUUAUCAUCUGACAUAAGAUAUCGAUUUUCAUUCCUGACUUCAUUACCAUAAACACUUUACUAUGCAAUGUAAAUUCACUGUCCCGUGAAGGUUCAGGCCGAGAUUUUGAGAAAGCAUUUAAUAGAAAAAGUGUUACCUAAUUCGAGCACAGGGUAUAAUCUUAUUAAAUAAGGUUGCUAAAAAAGGCUAACAUUCGGA
This is a messenger RNA of Trichobilharzia regenti, 877 nucleotides long. The record is from the annotation of a GenBank genome assembly. Lineage: Eukaryota; Metazoa; Platyhelminthes; Trematoda; Strigeidida; Schistosomatidae.